Messenger RNA from Linum tenue, 1721 nucleotides. The record is from the annotation of a GenBank genome assembly. Lineage: Eukaryota; Viridiplantae; Streptophyta; Magnoliopsida; Malpighiales; Linaceae.
GCCCGUAAAAAACACUAAAAGGACAAUUUUGCCCUCCAAAUAUUUCUUUAUAUUCUAUUCGCUGAAUGGUUUUUUAAACAACUUACACACUACCCGAGUCCCGACCACCAACCCCCCACAAACACCACAGCCACCGGACGGCAGCCAAACUCGCCGGUCACCGGACCAAUCUCGUCAGGAUAUCGCCGGGCACUGGACGGCAGCCGUACCCCGUCGUCGGACCAGCGAAGCAGGUGGACAUGGCUGACAAUGUUGAACUAAUUGGUGAUUACACAGACCAUUUUCUUAAUGGCGUCCGAUAUGCCAAUUUCGAAGAUGCUGUAACAGAGACCAAAAACAUCGCGAUGUCUCUUGGUUUCUUUCUAACUAAGGGAUCGAUGAAGCCACGUGACUUGGGCAACGAAAGAUCAUUGGGUAUCUGUUAUAUGUAUUGCGACAGAUGCAGUAGGGAGAGGAAGUCAUACAAGCCGGAUCCUUCCAAAGAGAGUCGUGGCAAUACAAGUUCAAAAGGAGCGGGAUGCAUGUUCAAGAUUAAAAUCAAAGAAAUACUGGUUAAUCCAGAUGCUCUUGAUGGACCUACAUUCUGGGAGAUACAAGGAGUCGCGGAGCAAGGAACCGGUUUAAGGCGAGGGUAUCACAGUCAUGAGAAAAUGCUUUAUCCCGAGGGCCACAGUCAAAUGAAUAAAUUGAGUCAGGAGGAUAAAGAAUCUCUUAAGCAGAUGAGAGAUGCUGGGGUACCUCCGUCGCAACAGAAGCAGACAAUAAACAAGCAGAAGGGUGACAAAGGGCAUCACACCCAAAGGCAGAUGUAUAACCUCGGGUCCAAGUCUAGGAAAGAAGAGAUGGGCGAGAUGAAUGCAGUGCAGUAUGCGUUGCUACAAGCUGAACGUGAGAAUUAUCAUACAGAGGUUAUGAAGGACGAUGACGACGUGCUGACACAUCUUUUCUUUGCCCAUCCAACUUCCAUCCAGAUGUUGAAGGCUUGGCCGUACGUGAUUCUGAUCGACUCAACGUAUAAGACCAAUGCAUAUAAAUGGCCGUGGGUGGAGGUCGUAGGUGCAACUCCAGUUGGGAAGAAUUUCAACAUCUGUUGUGCUCUCAUGAAGGAUGAGACAAAAGAGUCGUAUUUGUGGCUGUUGCAGUGCAUACAACAAUUGCUCCAUCCUCGCGUGCCCUCUGUCAUCGUCACCGACCACGAAGGUGGACUACUUGCUACGGUUCCUGUGGUCUUCCCCCGCACCCCGCAUUUGCUAUGUGUUUGGCACAUCAACACCAAUGUGCAGAAGAAGUGCUUGGAAAUAUUUGGGAAGAACAGGAUGGAUUUGGUCAACGAGGCGUACGACCAAUAUUGGUGUCCUAUGCUUUAUUCUUGGUCAGAGCAAGGUAUGUUGGCCGCGUUUGGCCGCUUUAGGACAAGAUGGGGCAAUCAAGAACCACGUCUGUUGCAAUACAUACAGGGAGUGUGGUGGCAACAUCGAGAAAAGUGGGCUGUUUGUCAUACAAAAAAUGUGUUUCAUCUAGGAAAUACGAGCACAAACAGGGUUGAGUCGUCACAUUCCGCUUUGAAGACUUUCCUCCACAACUCGCGGGGAUCUAUGGACACUGUAUGGAAAGGAAACCACCGCUACAUUACUAACCAACUCGGGGAGGUUAGGAUGAUGUUGGAAAACUCUAGACAGAAAACCCUUUCAGCAUCCGGUGGUACACCAUUCACAUUCUUG